GGGGUCUUGACAUUCGCCUGCCCCCUCUGUCCUGUAGCUACGCAUUAUUUUUUGAGACACUGUGAGUUUUUCGUCAGUGUCACAAUGACUCGUCCAGAACUCAGAUUGAUUCUGUUGGGCUUCUUUCUCAUCUCUGCCUCUUCAGCUCCUGUUAAAAAGACACAAGAUGUGAAUAUUUACAGUUUCUACAUUAACUCUACUGUGACCAGUCGCUACGCCACCACAAUCAUCACAAGCCGUGUGGCAAACAGACUUAAUGAAUCUCAGGAGAUCUUCUUUGAAGUGAAGAUACCCAAGAAUGCCUUCAUCAGCAAAUUCAGAAUGACCAUAGAUGGAAAGAGCUAUGAUGGAGUUGUGAAGGAGAAAGCAGACGCUCAGCAGCAGUACAGUCAAGCAGUUUCACGAGGACAAAGUGCUGGACUCAUCAAGUCUGUUGGAAGGACUUUAGAAGAAUUUAAAACAUCAGUGAAUGUGGCCGCUCUCAGUAAAGUCACCUUUGAGUUGACUUAUGAGGAACUGCUAACGCGUCGCCUUGGCAAAUAUGAGCUGCUCAUCAAUGCACAACCAAUGCAGACGGUGGCAGAUUUUAAGAUUGAUGUACACAUCCAUGAGAAACCAGGAAUUUCCUUCUUGGAGGUGAAAGGAGGUCUGAGCACCAAUGAUCUGGCCAAUGCCAUCAAAACUACCAGAGCUGACAGUGAUGCAUGGGUGACCUUUUACCCCACUCGAGAGCAGCAGACCAAAUGCAAAGACUGUGAUAAAAAUGGGCUGAAAGGAGACCUGCUCAUUUCAUAUGAUGUUGAGAGACAAAAUCCUAAUGGUGAAAUGAAAGUAUCAAAUGGGUAUUUCGUCCACAACUUUGCACCCUUAGAUCUUCCACGUAUUCCCAAAAAUGUGGUUUUUAUCAUUGACCGAAGUGGCUCCAUGCACGGCAAAAAAAUUGAGCAGACACGUUUGGCACUUCUAAAGAUUUUGAGUGAUCUUUCUGAGGACGAUCACUUUGGAUUGAUCACGUUUGACAGUCGAGUUGAUUUGUGGAAGCGUGAACUCCUUAAAGCUACCAAGACAAACCUGGAUGACGCGAAAUCAUUUGUGAAGAAGAUUACAGAUAGAGGAUCCACGGACAUAAAUGCUGCGGUGUUAGAAGGAGUAAAUAUGUUCAAACGGCAGCCACAAGCUGGAUCUGCUUCAAUCCUUAUUCUACUGACCGAUGGAGAUCCAACAUCAGGUGAAACCAACACAGAGAGGAUUAUGUCUAAUGUGAGAAAGGCCAUUGGGUCAAAGUUUCCCCUCUAUUGUCUUGGUUUCGGAUAUGAUGUGAAUUUUGAUUUCCUAACAAAAAUGUCACUGGAAAAUAAUGGAGUUGCUCGCAGAAUAUAUGAGGAUUCUGAUGCCGAUCUACAGCUGCAGGGUUUUUAUGAUGAAGUUGCCGUCCCACUCCUAACUGAUAUUCAGCUUAACUACAAAGGAGUCUCAAAUCUUACCCAGACCAAUUUUGCCCUGUACUUCAACGGCUCUGAAAUUGUGGUAUCCGGUCAAAUUACAGACAACAAUGUGGAGAGCAUCAGCACUGAAGUCAUCGCAAUAUCAAAAGGCAGUAAGGUGACGUACCAAAACACUGUAACAACAAAAGAUGUAAUUGAUGUCCCAUCUGAACAUGAAGAUUUUGUGGAAAGACUGUGGGCCUACCUUACAGUGAAACAACUUCUGGACAAACAUGUUCUUCUUGAAGGUCCAGAAAAAGAGGCUGUAAAGAACGAAGCUCUCAAACUUUCACUCAAAUAUCAGUUUGUUACAUCUCUCACAUCUAUGGUUGUUACCAAGCCACAGGAAGGUGACGUGGAGGUUGCAGACAAACCCAAAGAGGGAAAGGAAUCACACAGACCUCCAGUUUCUAGUUAUCCGCCAUUACCUCCUCGAAUAGGCUAUGGUUUAUCAGCCGGUUCAGGUUUUCCAGGUCGUAUAGGGCAGUAUGGUCCUCCACCGUAUCCCGGUCAUCAAGGUCGUCCAGGUCUUCCAGGGCAGCCGGGUCAUCCAGGCUAUCACGGAAUUUUAAGGCGUCCAGAUUGGAGUUCAGGUAGUGCUGGAGUAAUUAUGAGCCAGUUAGAUUCUGAAAGUGAGGCUGACCUUGGGAUAAGCUAUGUUAUGAAGACUCCGAUCAUGGCACCUACACAUGUGACACGUAAACUUGUGGCACCUACUCAAUCAGUUCCUGCAGUUCGUAAUAAUCGGUUCCUGCUGCCUGCUGAUGGUCAGACAAAACCGCUUUGUUUUGAUGUCCCUAUUCCUCACAAACUAAAACUGCUACAGGAUUCUGCUUUAGGGUUCUCUAUGAAUGGAGAGUCUAUGGCUAAAACUGGAUUCCAACAAAUCACCAUUCAUUACAAAACAAACCAUCACCUGACAAUAAAUACAAACUCUAUUAAUUAUAAUGAUGGCCAGAAUAAUGUUCAGUAUCUGUGGGGCCAGGAACCUUCCCAACAUGAUCAAGAGGGUAUCAUAUUGAUUCUGCGGGACAAUGAAAUGGAUGUUACGAUUGGAAGUAUCCGUGUUGUUAUUGUACUUCAUAAGAAACGUGGGGAUGUGUUUCUGUGGCCUGUGGUUUGGCAACAACCAGAAAAUGUCACUUUGGCAGGUAUUUUAGGAAAAGACAAAAUUUCAUAUGAGGAGAUUCAAGGGUCAACACUAAAGAUAAUGGACAAUGAUGUGAAAGCGUCAUGGGAUGAAAUGCCAGACUACAGAUUUCCUUCAGCUCCAGUCGUCAGAUGUUGGCUUGUGCCGUUCCAGGCUGUGAUGAACGGAGAGAUUUCUGAUUUUACUGUUACUCACCUGUAGAGUUCACAGCAUGUGUAUGUGAUAUAUUACAGAGCAUACCUUAACCAUUUGCCUCUUUGCUCCUCAAAAAUCUGCUUGAUUUUAUCCAUGUGCUUAUCUGUCUUCAUACUGAAGUAAAACCAAUGCCUCUUGCAGUUGGACACAUAUUUUACUGUAUUCACAAAAUCACAAUAAAAUCUACAAAGCAAUAA
Messenger RNA from Paramisgurnus dabryanus, 3026 nucleotides. RefSeq names its product inter-alpha-trypsin inhibitor heavy chain H3-like. The record is from RefSeq and is a predicted model, not a curated record. NCBI's taxonomy places the organism in Eukaryota, Metazoa, Chordata, Actinopteri, Cypriniformes, Cobitidae.